Messenger RNA from Nothobranchius furzeri (turquoise killifish), 1442 nucleotides. RefSeq names its product heat shock protein, alpha-crystallin-related, 9 (gene hspb9). Gene Ontology annotation, biological process: protein refolding; response to heat. Gene Ontology annotation, cellular component: nucleus; cytoplasm. Lineage: Eukaryota; Metazoa; Chordata; Actinopteri; Cyprinodontiformes; Nothobranchiidae. The record is from RefSeq and is a predicted model, not a curated record.
AGCAGCUUCAGACAAACCUGUGUCCACAGAGAGAGGAGCAUCAGCGCUCUGAGCUCAUCCUCCACACAUCAAACUGUAAUCGGAGACACGACAAGCGCCGUUUGCUCUGCUGCUCUAUUUCUGAGCUCCUGCUGAAGACGGCUCUGGUUUCGGUUUAGAUCUGAGUUUAUCUGUCACAGAGCUGGAGUUUAGGGGACACAUAGGUGUGAGUCCACAGGGUCAUCCAUUCAUUCAUUUGCUUUAAACAGGUCCUAUAUUCAAACCAACAACAAGUUCAAACAGUGAUCUGCUGCAUAACUCUUGGCAGUCCUCUGAUGUCAUCAAAGCGAUCGUUUCUACAUCGGUUGUUACUCGGUGGACUUUGUCGGUUUAGUGUAACGGUCAGCGCUGAUCUUUGGGUGUUAACACAAACUCCAUAAGUCAAGGGCCAGUGUCUUGAUGAUCAGAACAGGGCACGCCUGACCUCGCUGGCAUAUGCUGACAGGCUCAGUGAGCUCAUGGGGUUUAAAUAACAGGCAGGGAGUCACAGCGGAGGUAUUUAAGGCGCUGCCGCUCAGGGUCUCAAAGGAGGAUUCAGUCUGAGGAAGCGGAGGAGGCUAAAGAUUCCUAGUCAGAGGAAAGGAAGACAAACCGUAGGAGCUGUUUGGCAGUGCGGUCAUGGUGUCCCGGUUUGCAGCUCUGAGUAACCUGUUUGACGUGGACUCUCUCCUCAGCCAGGAGCAACUGCUGUGGCCGCUGCACCAUGAAGCUCUUUCUUCUGUACAGAAGAACUUCUUCAACCAAAGAGCCAAGAUGGCUGAAAGUCUCUGCAGAGAACUCUUCCAUGGCCCCCAGCUGCUCUCAUUUAACCCGUUUUCUGUCAUGCACUCUACAUUAGCCAGGCAGAGUGAUGACAGAGAGCUGGACUCGGACAGCACAGAGCAGCAUGAGGACACCAGCGACAAAAAGGUGGAUCUCCUGGUCACUUUAGACGCUCGCGGUUAUGCUCCCAAUGACAUCACUGUCAAACUGGAUGGGCGGAGCCUGGCGAUAACGGCCAUUAAGCAAACCGGAGAGGAGGAAAUCCAGUCCUGCUCCUCCUCCUCCUCUUCUGCUUCUUGCUCCUCUUCAGCUUCAGCUCAGAUGAGCUUUGUGCAGAAUAUAAACCUGCCUGCUCACCUGGAUCUGUGCAGGCUCUCCUGUUGCCUGAUGGACGAUGGGCAGCUCCGAAUCCAUGCCCCGGUGAACAAGCAACCAAUCAACAAGGAGCAUACGGUUCCCACUCGUUACAGGACAUCAUUGGAAUUUCCCAUCACCAAAGAUGACGAGGCGCUAAAAGACUAAUGCCCCCCGUCAACACACACACACACACACACACACACACACACACACACACACACACACACACACACACACACAUACACGCACGCACACACACACACACACACACACGCGCGCGCACA